ACCUACUUGCGUUCCCAUUUCGUGACGUCACUGAUUCUGACACCGUCCAUUUCAAUGACGUGAACACAACUGUCUGUUUAUUUUGGUUUUCUACGAUAAACUGUAGAGCUUUUCACAUGGUGGAUAAUAUACAAUAAACAACGUUGGCAAAGAAGCUUUGCCAUGAGUUCUUUAGCUUUUGUUACUCACCCAAGUGUUCGUAUAAAAGGAACAGAAAAUAGUUACACUCCUUCCCAGUGCCUUGAUGAUAGGUGUCCAGUUAAAGCACCUCACUUGCAUUGUCCUUUCUGUGUCAAGACUGAUGCCUACCAAGAUCCUGUUAUCCUUAAGGCUCACUACAGAGUGAAACAUGUUGACAAAGGCAUUGAAUUUGCUGGUUUGAAGAUUCUGAGGUGUUGUGAUCAGUGUGAUAUCAUAGGUAUCAUUAAAGGAGAAAAACGUUUCAAAGGAGCUCACUGGCAUUGUUAUCGUUGUCGCAACGGUUUCAAUAGAAGGGAUGAGGCCAUAAAGCAUUAUAAAACUCACUUCCGCAAUCCACAAACUACCUUUCAGAUACAGAUCACUCAGGAUCUCAACUCUCCACCUGAAGUCAGACCCCAUGAAGACCAUAACACUUCAAGCCAAGAUGCAUUCGCUUCCAUAGAAAAUCCUGUCCAGGAAAUAAUCCACCCUACAUUAGCUCAGUCUGCCAUUAAUUUGGCUGAACAAAAUAUUUUAUUAACAGGAUCAAGUGCUAACCGUCAUAGUGCAGUGCAAAAAAUAAAGGUCAAGCAUGAUGCGGCGAAAAAGGGAGAUAAUUGUGGAGGGCGAGAGGAUGAAGAAACCAUAAUGAUUAUACAGGGGGAUCAGUUAGAGUCGGCUUUUGCUAGUCAUAUUAUUCAUCCCAGUGACCUCUCAGCACUAAGUAAAACUGCUGUUGAUUCAAAUUUGUCUUGGGAAAUCCGUUUUCGUUUGGAAGAGGAAGAAAAAAAUAUGUACAAAGCUAAAAUGGAGGAAUACAAAGCACAGGUAGAGCUUCUUCAGCAGCAAGUAUCAGACCUAGAAGCGCAACUAACUCAACAGAGCCAGCUCAAGCUACAGGAUCUCAUUGAGUCUCUUAGUGCAGGAGAAGCUGGCAAACAAGGACUGAGUCAACAGUUGGCUAAAUUUUUAGAGCAGUGUCAAGCCCAACCCUCCCAAGACAAUUCGUCUGAACUUCAUCAUCAGAUAGUCAAAACCGAGCCUGACCCCUCGUUAAGUGAUACCUCUGACCAUUCCCUCAAUGAUCAGCUAGUAGACCCGGCAUCUGAUGCCCACGAAAGUGGGGCUGUUAGUCAUCUGAAUGAAAUACCGGAAGGUUUCCAAGUGUUGUGCACCACAGUAGAUGGCCAUGUAGUUGUCACUCGCAACCCUAAUACUGUCUCUGGGGUGUCUAGGCGGACAUUGUUGAGCGACACUAGAAAUGCAGCUGUUGUGUCAACCUCUGGUCUUCCAGACAGUGGCCAAACCCUUUUCUCACAUAUUCUGGGUGCUCCAGGUAAAGACCAGACGUCUGCUACCUUAUCCAUCUCUGAUGCCACUGUAACUGCGACAAGCCUGAUAGCCGAUUUGUCACACGAAGACCAUGGUGAAUUAGGCAUCUUAGGUAGCGGGCACAGCUGUCAGAUGGAAGUGGUCACUGCUGCUGAUGGUCUGGCUGCCCUGGGGACCGGUGUAAGUAGUUUGUCAAACAACGCUGAAGAUAAUGGCGGCCAAGGUGGUUUUGUCAUGGACAUAGAAAACGGGGCCAGGAUCUAUGUUCAGGCAUCUGAGAGUUUACAAGUGGAGCAAUCCUUGGAAGAACAUUUUGAAAGUAAAGAGCCUGAAAGCAAACGAGCCCGGGUCACAUGAUUAGGUUUGCUGUCUUAGUUCUUUGGCAGUCCUCUAGAAUACACUCAGUUUAAUAUUCUAUACAAUUUAUGGCAGAUUCUUUUCCUGCAGUUCUAUUAUUGUCAGCUUUCAAAUGUAUUCAUUGUUUUCUGUCAUUUGUAGUUUUCUUCUUGAACAUGGAUAGUGUGCAAGCAUUUUGGAAUACAUUUUAUGACUCGUAGUAUGUGGCAAUAUUUAUAAUAUGAAUAAGACAUCUAUGUUCUAUUUGUAUAUUGGAAAAUGAUAAGUUGUUAGAACUUAAAGAUGAUUAAAAUGACGGCAUUUAUUUAUUUUAUUUUUUUAAAUAUGAUUAUGGUUUUUUUUUUCUAAUAAAAUGUUUUAGGCAGAUGAACUACUUCUAAAGGUCAGUGAUGAUUCGAAUGUUAAAUACACAAAAUAUUUAGGAUGCAGCUGUUUGACUGUUGUACACACUUGUUGGUCUCUUUUACUGAAGCAUAUCAUGUUUUAGCUUGAUAGGUUUAUUCUGGUAUCAGUUUCUUUUUUAAUCAAUGUAAUAAAUAAAACUAAUAUUUUUGUAGGUAUUAUAUGAUAGAUAUCUCAUAGUGAAUGGCAAUGAAAUAUUUAAAGUGCUCGUUGAGAUUGUGCUUUUAUGUCUCUAGAAAGCCUUUCUUAUUUCUGAAUUGGUUUUUUGAGAUGUAUUAAGAUGUGACAAAGUGACUAUUUGUAUGGUCUGGGACAAAAAAAAAUUACUGUUUGCGUGCUGAAUGAAAAUAUUGUUGGUGAGAUGUGUUACAAUAUUACUGCUUGUGCAGUAUAUGACGGAAGUACUUUUUGUGCAGUUUAUGAGUGAAUUCUUCAAGUGCAUAUCUAUUUAUGUUUUACUAUAUCCUUCAAUUUUCACCGAGGGAGAAAGUGUCAGAUGAGGUGAGGCCAGUGGCGUAGCUAAUGAUUUGGGGGCUGCGGGGCUUGACCUUUUGAGGAGACCCUGCAUUUUGACAUUCGAAAUCAUGACAUGAGAUAAUGUACUUAAUAAAUAUGUAAGUCUAAAUUCCAAUUGUACAGUAUAUCUGUAAAAUUUAAAAAAAAAUAAUCAUUAAGACUUUUAAUGUGUAAUAUCGUUGUUUAUUGGCCAGAUAAUGCACAAGUUACCAAUCUCAAUUCAUAUUGUCCCAUGUCAUGCUUUCUAGAUUAAUGCUGUUAGGUUUUUGACUCUACUUGAAUAGCAAAAUUAAAAGGCAGUGGCGUAGUAUUUAAUGUAAAAAAAGCAAAUUAGGACCUUCGUUUGGCGACCCUCCUCAAGUGGGGGCCAGGGGAAACUCAAAUUUGGACCCCCCCCCCUUUCUGCCACCGUAGCUACGCCACUGUGUGAGGCCUGAUAAAGCUUAAGUUAUACUCAAUCUGUAUUAACUAAAAUAGAUGAUGCUGUGUCCUUGUCUUUUUUUUUUAUUGGUUGCCAGCAUGAUAACAUUGUAUUCAAAUGUUUAUUUCCUGUUGUCAAGCCAUGUCAGAACUAAAGCAAAGACUUUUU
Biomphalaria glabrata is the source of this 3376-nucleotide messenger RNA. RefSeq lists its product as uncharacterized. The transcript has 7 exons. Bases 163 to 1869 code for a protein of 568 amino acids. The record is from RefSeq and is a predicted model, not a curated record. Lineage: Eukaryota; Metazoa; Mollusca; Gastropoda; Planorbidae.